Molecule: messenger RNA, 1836 nt
Organism: Lingula anatina
Lineage: Eukaryota; Metazoa; Brachiopoda; Lingulata; Lingulida; Lingulidae
Product: cell surface hyaluronidase CEMIP2-like
Source: RefSeq, a predicted model, not a curated record
AUGGGUCCAGUCAAGUAUCUUCAUUUUGGCGGGUCAUCGUACGGCGUGGACAUGCGCGCUGAGGUUGGACUACUGAGCAGAAAUAUCCUGAUUAAGGGAGAAAUGGAGCCAAGCUGUUAUGGGGAAAAUUUCUGCCAGUUCUUCGACUACGACACAUUUGGUGGUCACUUGAGGGUCCUCAAAGGUUUUAAAUCAGUCCAUCUGUCAGGAAUAGAAGUGUAUAAUAUGGGUCAGCAGAUCCUUGGGAGUUAUCCAAUCCAUUUCCACAUCUGUGGUGACGUCGACGAACUCGGUGGAUACACCAAUCCUACUUGGGUUAAAGACCUGUCCAUCCAUCACUGCUUCAGUCGCUGUGUCACAAUCCAUGCUACAAAUGGUUUAUUGGUUCACAGUGUCGUUGGUUACGAUACACUGGGACAUUGCUUCUUCCUGGAGGACGGCAAUGAACAAAGGAAUACUCUGGACCAUAACCUGGGUCUCCUCACCAAACCAGGCACCCUCCUCCCGUCUGAUAGGGACACCAACAUGUGUGAGAAUAUGUUGGACAACGUGAUCCCAGGAUAUAAACCUUCAUCUGGUGAAUGCAACGGGGUCUCCACAUUCUGGAUAGCCCAUCCAAACAACACGUUCACCAACAAUGCAGCUGCGGGCUCAGACAGCACAGCUUACUGGUUUGCGUUCUACAGAGAACCAACUGGCCCAUCUGCGGGGACCCUCCCCGAACGCCAUGGCGAGAGGACGGCAAUUAAGAAGUUUUAUAACAACAGAGCCCAUUCUAAUCCCAGGAGGGCCGCACUAAUGCUGGAUGACGGGGUAAAAAUAACACAGUCAACCGAGAGUGACCCGGCUGAAUAUUUGUCAAUCCAGGCAUCGGCAAGACACGCUCCCCACGUGGACGCUGACACUGAUAAGCCCAGGGCCACCUCUUUAAUAGAGCGCUUCACGGCGUUCAAGGCAGCAAACUGGGGGAUAUGGGCUCGUGGUGGUGAUAUUACCAUAAAAGACUCUUGGUUUGCUGACGUCACGGAAGGCAUCAUUUUAGCAAGUGAAGGAAGAACCCCAUUUGACCCCGGCAGUCAUCAGGAAGUCAUAAAUACCGUCUUUGUCGGCGAAAGUGAGAACAGAGGAACGAAAAAUCUGGGAACAGACAAUCCAAACUGGGCAGAAGGCUUUGACGGAAAGAUGCGAAAUUUUCCAAACAAAAAAGUAGAACCCCGGAGGGGCAUGGUUGUUUACGACGGUCCCAUCUCCGUAGAAAGAUGCCAGUUUAAGCGCUACGUGAGCCAGUACAACAAAGCCACAGCAGCCAUUGGGUUCCUCCUCGAAAACAAGUUCCAGAUUGCUCCAACAAGCAGGUUCAUUGAGGCAUCGUUUGACGACGUGACUCGCCGUGCAUGGCUUCAUCGCAUCCCAACUGGCUAUAUUUCCACUAAACCAGAUGGAGAUGGCGACAAAACUCAGAUUUUCCACGACGCGGACGGCUCCGUUAGUGGUUAUACAGACUCUUACGUCAUUCGAGCAGACAACUAUCUUCUCCGCCAUGAUGGGUGUGUAGAAAAACCCGAAUGGAAUUGCGUAGUCUGUAAAGGAUCAUAUUCACAGAUGUGGGUAAUACCGAUAAGCGAUAACCUUAUAAUGAGCAUGACUCGUACGGACCACCCAGACAAGCCUCUUGAAUUGGAGAAUCAAUCAGGAGGCACCAGCGCUAGUAAAUGGAAAAAAUAUCAGCCGUCCAUGUUAAUAGGACAAACCUAUAUCAUCCACUGGAGCGAUACUGCGCCUGAAACCAUUUCUCUUCACCUUAUGAAUUUCAACAGGUGGUCUAUAUCCUACUAA